AUGGUCGAAAUCGCAAACCAGGUCCUGAGGGGUUCCACUGCGAGCUUCGUCCGCCUAGCCCGUCACCAUGCUUCUCGUCGCCUUGCAUGGCGCUCGCAUGUCCGUUGGCAGUCUGCAGUCACAUCGGAGGCUGCGGAUAAUAAGAAGACCGAGGAGCGACAGCACGGUCUGAAUCUCUCGUCGCAGUCACGCUACAACGAAAUCGGCGUUCAGCAUCUCAGUGCCCAUGUUUACGGCCAGUUGUUUCCCGACGGAAACACGCCGCCGCCGCCCGAGCUUGUAAACCUCGCUAGGGAUCACUUGCGCCGCCAUGAUUUGCUCGGCAAGAACAAUGACAACAGCGAACCCAUCGCCUUCGACCUCCCCGAUCUUCAAGGACGAACGCUAGACGAGCACUUCCACAAGCUUGCCGUCGACUCUGCCGAACCGUAUCUAUCCCUCGCGAAACAGUUUGCGAGGGCCAACACACCGCCGAAGCCGCGAAAAUGGGUCCGCCGCAGUGGCUGGACGAAAUAUUAUUCCGACGGCAGGACUGAAGCCAUCGAUGCGCCCGACGAGUCCAUGUUGUGCUUUGACACCGAAGUCAUGUGGAAGGAGAGCUCGUUCGCCGUCAUGGCCUGCGCAUCGAGUCCGACAGCCUGGUAUGCAUGGCUGUCGCCGUGGCUGCUGGGCGAGUCCGAGUCUGACCGGCACCUGAUUCCGUUGGGCGACCCGACGAAAGAACGUGUGAUAGUGGGCCACAACAUCGGAUAUGACAGAGCGAGGAUAUUGGAGGAGUAUGACGUGAAGCAAACGCGCAACUACUUCAUGGACACCAUGUCGCUCCAUGUGGCCGUAAACGGCAUGUGCUCGCAGCAGAGGCCGACGUGGAUGAAGCACAAGAAGAGCCGAGAACUAAGAGAUAAGAUUGCAAGUCAAACCGACGAUGUGCAGUUGGCCGAGCUGCUGGGAAAUAGCGCCUUGCGGCAAGAAGAGGAGGAGCUUUGGGUGGACCGGAGUUCGGUCAACUCGCUUCGCGACGUGGCCAAGUUCCAUCUCGACGUCACCAUCGACAAGGCUGUGCGCGAUGAGUUUGGCACGCUUGACCGAGCUGGCGUGUUGGGCAAGCUGGACAACCUCCUGGACUACUGCGCCGCGGAUGUCGCCAUCACUCACCGCGUGUACCAGAUCGUCUUCCCCAACUUCCUCGACACCUGUCCGCACCCCGUCAGCUUUGCGGCGCUGCGACAUCUUUCCUCCGUCAUCUUGCCUGUGAACAAGACCUGGGACGCUUAUAUUCACAACGCCGAGGCCACUUACCGUGCGCUAUCCGAAGCCGUUCAGGAACGUCUGAUCGGGCUCACCGAACAGGCUCUCGCAAUCAAGGACGACCCAGAGAAAUGGGGCAAUGAUCCGUGGUUGAAGCAGCUCGAUUGGUCUGGCCAGGAAAUCAAAAUGGUCAAAGGCAAGAAGAAGAACGAUCUGCCACGGCCGGCCGCGAGACAGAAGAAGCCCGGUAUGCCGCAGUGGUAUAAAGACUUGUUCCCGAAGAACGACGCUCCCAUCAACCUCACGGUACGGACUCGUAUCGCACCGAUACUGCUCAAGCUCUCGUGGGACAACCACCCGCUGUUCUGGUCAGACAAGUACGGCUGGACGUUCAGAGUGGAACGGAGCGAAGCAUCAGAUUACCAGCAGAAGCAGAUGAUUGAAUGCGACUUUUCCGACUCGGAGAGCGAUGCCGCGCUGCGGAAAGAGCAUGGCGUCUUUUUCAAGCUGCCACACAAGGAUGGCCCAACGGCACGGUGUGUCAAUCCCAUGGCCAAAGGGUACCUAUCCUAUUUUGAAAAGGGAACAUUGUCCUCCGAGUACUCGUACGCCAAGGAAGCCCUGGAAAUGAACGCGUCGUGUUCGUACUGGAUCAGCGCCCGUGACCGCAUCAUGUCGCAGAUGGUUGUCUACGAGAACGACAUUCCAGGCAGAGACAAUAAGGCAAGCUCCGGGAAGGAGAAGGACCCAGAACAAGUUCAAGGCUAUAUCCUACCCCAAAUAAUACCCAUGGGGACCAUCACGAGAAGGGCAGUGGAGAACACGUGGCUUACCGCGAGCAACGCGAAGAAGAACCGAGUCGGGUCGGAGCUCAAAUCGAUGGUCAAGGCGCCGCCUGGCUACAGCUUCGUCGGUGCCGACGUUGAUUCGGAGGAGCUAUGGAUCGCGAGCCUGGUCGGAGACGCCACGUUCAAGCUUCACGGCGGCAACGCCAUCGGGUUCAUGACCCUGGAGGGCACAAAGGCCGCCGGCACAGAUCUCCAUUCGCGAACGGCGAGCAUCCUGGGCAUCACGAGAAACGAUGCCAAGGUGUUCAACUACGGCCGCAUCUACGGCGCGGGGCUCAAGUUUGCCGGCCAGCUGCUCAGGCAGUUCAACCCCAACUUGUCCGAGAAGGAAACGAACGAGACCGCGGCGAGGCUGUACGCCAAAACGAAGGGCACCAAGACCAACAGAUCGGUGCUGAGCAAGCGGCCGUUCUGGCGCGGCGGGACGGAAUCGUUCCUCUUCAACAAGCUGGAAGAGUUCGCGGCACAAGAGCGACCCCGGACGUUUGUCCUGGGCGCGGGCAUCACGGAGGCCCUGAUGCGCCGCUUCAUCAACCAGAACGGCUACCUGACCUCGCGCAUCAACUGGGCUAUCCAGUCCUCGGGCGUCGACUAUCUCCACCUCCUGAUCGUAGGCAUGGAUUACCUCACCCGGCGGUUCAACAUCGAGGCCCGUCUGGCCAUCACCGUCCACGACGAAAUCCGAUAUCUCGUCAAGGACCACGACAAGUAUCGCGCCGCCAUGGCACUUCAGGUGGCAAACGUUUGGACGAGAGCGAUGUUUUCCCAGCAGGUGGGCAUCAACGACCUGCCGCAGUCAGUGGCCUAUUUCUCCGCCAUCGAUAUCGACCACGUCCUCCGCAAGGAGGUCGACAUGGACUGCGUGACACCAAGCCACAAGACGGCCAUCCCUCCGGGAGAGAGCCUCGACAUCACGGCCCUCCUCGCCAAAGGGGCCGAAGCCCGUCUGGACCCCGCCAUCGUGCCUGACCCGGCACACGCGCCCAAGCUCGAGGGAAUCGAGUACGUCCCGCGCACGCCCGUCAUGGACACGCUCGAGGACUCGACGUCGACCGAUCCUCAUUUCCUCAGGGCGCAGAUCGCGAGCACCGAGAUGGAGCUGGGCCAGGUGCUCAAGGACCGGAGAGAGUCGCUCAAGACGCAAGAGGAGAAGAAGGCCCGCGCGCCCAGGCCCAAGAAGGAGCGCAGCGUGCUGCCGUACCAGUCGGACGCGAAGCUGGUCCCCACCAUGACGGUGUCGGACGCGUUCGGCCACAGCAAGUUUGGCUCGCGGUUCGAGACGAAGAACCGGUGGGCGACGUGGCAGAAGGACAAGGGCGCGGGCCGUUUUGGACCCAGCUCGAGAAUCUAG
This is a messenger RNA of Colletotrichum graminicola M1.001, 3447 nucleotides long. Its product is annotated as DNA polymerase family A. NCBI's taxonomy places the organism in Eukaryota, Fungi, Ascomycota, Sordariomycetes, Glomerellales, Glomerellaceae. Gene Ontology annotation, molecular function: DNA-directed DNA polymerase activity; DNA binding; 3'-5' exonuclease activity. The transcript is spliced from 2 exons. Gene Ontology annotation, biological process: mitochondrial DNA replication. The coding region runs from base 1 to 3447 and encodes 1148 amino acids. Gene Ontology annotation, cellular component: mitochondrion; gamma DNA polymerase complex. The record is from RefSeq and is a predicted model, not a curated record.